Astyanax mexicanus (Mexican tetra) is the source of this 9941-nucleotide messenger RNA. RefSeq names its product zinc finger protein 239-like. The transcript has 2 exons. Lineage: Eukaryota; Metazoa; Chordata; Actinopteri; Characiformes; Acestrorhamphidae. Gene Ontology annotation, cellular component: bicellular tight junction; plasma membrane. The coding region runs from base 7605 to 8501 and encodes 298 amino acids. Gene Ontology annotation, molecular function: DNA-binding transcription repressor activity, RNA polymerase II-specific; structural molecule activity. The record is from RefSeq and is a predicted model, not a curated record. Gene Ontology annotation, biological process: bicellular tight junction assembly; cell adhesion; negative regulation of transcription by RNA polymerase II.
CUGGCUGGCUCGGGAAGACUCUUAUGGUGGUGGAUCCGCGGGCCCAGUCCAACCAGUGGAUCCAGUAGUGAGAGUGAGGAGAAUUGAACUGGUGCAGAUCAGCUGUUGAGGUUUCCAAUUAACUCCAGAAACCCACCGGGAGAAACAUGUCAGACUUAGAAGAGACACCACAUGAGGAUCUGGCAUCCAGAAGAAGCUCCAGCCCUCAGCAGCAGGAGAUCUCUGGUACUGUAAGCACUGACACUUUCGACACACACCUGCAAAACGAGACCCUUUACCGGUGUCCAGAGUGCGGGAAGAGCUUUAAUCAGCAGAGUAACCUGAGGAGACACCAGCUCAUUCACACUGGAGAGAAACCGUACUACUGUCCUGACUGCGGGAGGAGCUUCAACCGACGGGGGAAUCUCCAGCAGCACCAGCGCGUUCACACAGGUGAGAAACCGUAUCACUGCUCUGACUGUGGGAAGAGUUUCUCCCAGCAGAGUACUCUCAACACUCACCAGCGCAUUCACACCGGAGAGAAGCCCUUCUACUGCUCGGACUGCGGGAGGAGCUUCACCCAGCUCAGUAACCUGCAAGGCCAUCGCUGCGUUUACUCCCAGCUGAAGCCGUACUGCUGCUCAGAGUGCGGCAAGAGCUUCAACCAGCCCGGUCAUCUCCAGCUCCACCUGCUCGUUCACUCCGGAGAGAGGCCGCAUCACUGCUCAGAGUGCGGGAAGAGCUUCAACCGGAGGAACCAUCUCCAAACACACCAGCUCACCCACACCGGAGAGAAGAUCCAUCACUGCUCAGACUGCGGGAUGAGCUUCAACCGGAGAUACAACCUCAAAGCACACCAGCGCAUCCACACCGGAGAGAAGCUGUAUCAGUGCUCAGACUGCGGGAGGAGCUUCAACCAGCAGAGCACUGUUCAGAGACACCGGCGCAUCCACACUGGAGGGAAACAGUAUUACUGCUUUCCAUGUGGACAGAACUUCAGCCAUAUGACCAGCUUUAAAACACACCGGUGCUCUGGAAGGGAGGUGGAAACUCGUGAUGUGACGUGAUGUGAUCUAUGAGUUAAAUGAACAUUUACACUGUUAGUUUAUCUGACUCUCUUAUUCAAAGCUCUUAUAUUUGGAUUAUGUUGCACAAAUAGGAAAAUGUAGAGUUGGGAGUCUUGUCAAAGGACUCUUAUUGUCUACCAUGAGAAUUGAACCCCAGUCUUUUACAAGAAACUCUCUUCCUGUUUACUCUACACCAGGGUUUCUCAGUCAGUGGGGAAGGAAGCACUUUAUAGGGAGGAGGUCUGUAGCUAGACGGUACCUGCACUGCUGCUAAGACUGGCUGAUGCAUGGCGUUCAAAAGUUUAUCAGAAAUCAUCAUAAAUGUAUGUGUAUGACCAUUAGUGAUGGGACGAUACACUUUUUUCAGCUCCGAUCCGAUACCGAUAUAAAACUGAUAUAAGAUUGCCGAUACCGAUACAAAUACUGAUACUUUUAGUUUAUUAAUCGUACUAUGAUUAAGGUUAAAUAAUGAGGCUGAAACAGACCACACAGCCCUUUUAAGAGUAUCCACAGGUGCAUUUAAUGUAAAUGCAUUCAAAAGUCAUUUAUUUGACACACUUCAUAUGCAAUUACACAAUAGUUUCCUUUCAAAUAAAAUGUUUGAAUUUUUAUUAAAUAUAAAAAAAGUAAAAUAUUAAAUACGUUAAAUAUUAAAUUCAGGGCAUUUUUUGCAACGGUUGUGCAGGAGACUUUUAUUUUGACGGGUAGCGUAGAGGAUUAGCUGCAAUAGCUAACGGCUAACUGGCGAUGCUAACUGUAUUUCCGAGCUAAAUUAAUCACUGUUUUUUAAUAACAGAUUGAUUUCUUAGUGCUGGUUAGGGUUGGUAGGAUCUGUGGUUUGAUAUUAGAUGUGGAUUAUGGCUGUAGUUCACUUAAGAUAGUUAUUUAUUACAUUCACAAUGCCGGAAUGAUUUUGCUAGCUAGGCUAACAGACUGCAAAUCUUAAUGGAGAUGGCUAACGGCUAAGUGGCAAUGCUAACUGUAUUUCCGAACUAAAUUAAUGACUGUUUUUUAAUAACAGAUGGGUGUGUUUGUGCUGGUUAGUGUUUGUAGAUGCUCGGGUUUUAUAGGAUAUGUGGAUUAUGAAUAUAGUUUACUCCAGUCUGUAGUUCAUACCUUCACAACACCGGAAUGCAGCUGCUGUCAGUUCAGUGCUAGCUAGGCUAACAGACUGCUGGUGUUAAUCUGUUUACCUCUCAGACGCUGACUUUACGUGUACCGUUCUGCUGUACAGCGUUUCCAAAGUGAAAACUCUCCAGAUAAUGGACUUUUUUUGUAGAUAAACAGCUAAAGUUACUCAGUCAGCCGCAGACUGAAACUGCUCGGGGUUCAGGGUAAACUGUUAAACUGGAAUCCUGAUCAGGGAUGCGUUUUGUGUUAACGUUAUGGCGGGUUUAUUGUUCAGCUCAAGCUUUGGACUGGAAUAUGGAUCGGUAAGUGGAUCGGCAGCGCCCGCCCGAUAUCCGAUUCGUCGGAUUACGUCAAUAUCGGCCCCGAUACCGAUAUUGUAUCGGAUCGGUCCCAUCUCUAAUGACCAUGUGCAUCUGCAGCGCUGGACUUUGUUUAAUUCCCUGCAAAAAAAAACUGUCUUAAAAGUGCUGGGGCUGGAGCAAUGCAUCAAUGUAAUUGAAGUAAUCAAUUACAAAAUUAUGCUCCUUUGCAUAACCUGUGUUAAUGCAUAGACUACCCUGUCUACUGAUAGCAUGGGUUCAUCCGGAGAGCUGCACCUAAAAACUAAUUGCCCUUGUCCAGCUAAAGUAAACACACAAAAUCCACACUAACUGAAAUCAGCAGGGUGGGAUACUUUGAUACCCGUUUGAAUGCAGGGGUAUAAAAUAUAUUUACUUAUAAUAAUAUAAACUUAAUAAACACAGAUAAGACCACAAGUACAUCACGAGGCUAGGCAUUUCUCAGCCUACGUAGUCAUUUAGUACAGCACUGUGUAUAUAUCUCUUAUUUUGCAGAUACUCACAGUAAGAUUAUACAUGUAUAAUAUAAAUAACUGGCUUCAUAUAAUUUAUGAAAUCUUAUAAUUUUAUAAUAGCAAGAAUCACCUUCUCAUAAAGUCUUCAACUUUUGGGAAAAGUCAAAAUACACUGAGUACACUGAGUAAAGUAUACGGAAACAUCAUCCUCUCCUAUAGCACAGUUGAACCUGUAAGGGCGCUGCAGAGGUGAAAAUGACUGCAACAAAAGUGUUUUUAAAAGUUAGGAAAUGUUUCUAAAAAUUUUAAUCAGGACUGGUAUGUUUCAUUACUUCAGAGGAACUUCAGCUUUCAAUGAAAUAAAAAUAUAAUUUAGGGUUUAGUGCCUCUUUUAAUAUAUUUUAAAUGAAAAUUUAAUUAAAUUAAAUUAUGCUUGUGUUUUUCAUUUUUAUUUUUAUUUUAUUUAGUUCUAAUUUUAAUAUACUAACAACAUUUUAAUGAAUAAAUUAUAAAGUAAAGGAAUCUAAAGUGCUGUAUUGUGUUUUAUGCAGUGCAGUUAUGCGUUAGUCCACUAGGUGUCAGAAAAUGGCCUUUAUGUGUAAAGUCAAAACUUUACACAUACAUCUCUGGAAAAAAAUUAAGAGACCACCUUAAUUUCUAAAUCAUUUUCUCUAAUUGUGCUAUUUAUAGAUAUAUGUUUGAGUAAAAUGAACAUUGUUGUUUUAUUUUUAUGAACUACGGACAACAUUUCUCCAAAAUAAAAAUAUUGUCAUUUAGAGUUUAUUUGCAGAAAAUGAGAAAUGACUGAAUUAACAAAAAAGAUGCAGAGCUUUCAGACCUCAAAUAAUGAAAAGAAAACAAGUUCAUAUUCAUAAAGUUUUUAGAAUUCAGAAAUACAUUUUCGUGGAAAAGCCCUGGUUUUUAAUCACAGUUUUCAUGCAUCUUGGCAUGUUUUCCUUCACCAGUCUUACACACUGCUUUUGGAUAACUUUAUGCCUUUACUCCUGGUGCAAAAGUUCAGCUUGGUUUGAUGGCUUGUGAGCAUCCAUCUUCCUCUUGAUUAUAUUCCAGAUGUUUUCAAUUUAGUAAAACCAAAGAAACUCAUCAUUUUUAAGUGGUCUCUUAUUUUCUCCAGAGCUGUGUAUAAGUAUAUAUGGUAUUUUGAGCAUGUCUUACCCAGUUUGAAUAUAGUUUAUUUCAUUUUUCUUUCAACUUAUUCUGUUCUUGGUUUCUACAUUCCUUUACAUUUAGACUCACAAAUCCACAAUAAAUGUUCUAUAGAUUCCCUCAAACCUUCACACACAUCACUGAACUAAAUCUGUAAGAUAUAAGUGAUGAUUUUAAUUGUAGUUGAGCUGUUCCAUGAGUAUGAGUAAAAGCAGAAAGUGUGUGUGUGUGUGUGUGUGUGUGUGUAUGUGGAGUGUGUGUGGAGUGAGGAGGUCAGUGUUUACAGGUGAAUCUGAGGGGGCGGAGUUGUCCUGGCGGUUCAGCCGGUCGGACGGGUUUACCAGUUUCUGCUGAGCUUCAGAAAACAUUCAGCUUCAGUUACUGCAGAGUAACCAGAGUAACACAGACCUGCUAUUAUAAAUAGACCUGCUACAUGCAUUACUCUGUAGGUAGAAGUAUAGAUACUAGGGUUUAAAUUACUUCUGUAGUACUCUUUAAGUAAAAGUGUAAAAGUACUGGUUUCAAAACUACUUAAAGUAAAAGUACCGUGGGGGAAAAAUGCCAUUAAGAACAAACACUAAGGCUGUCCUAUAGUGAGUCUUAUAGUGCACUACCUCCCUCCCCAAAACACAUUUUUCUAAAAGCCAUAAUGACUGUAAUGUUAUAUUAAAAUGUUAAUGUUGAUACAUUUGGGAUGCACUAGGCUCCCUGUUUCAGCUUCAUAUAUGGCCAUUUAAAGUCAGUGAAUGUAUUUUAUUACUAGGUUAAACUGAUAGAUUGAAUUAUUGAUGAGAUGAUUGUUCAGACACUGUAGAACCAAAAUAAAUUUAUUCAAGAAGCAUUUACAAUAAACUCCUGGAUAUACAGUCCAUAACACUACAGUAUGUAAGAUAAAUAUAUUUAGAUUUUUGACUCUUAAUACAUUAAAAAUAUUUUUAACGCAAUGUGAAAAGUUAGCAAUCAAUUUAUCCAGCUCAUUGAUUUGCAUAGUGCAAUUAAGUCUGUUGUUAGAUAUAGUAGAUAUAGUUAGAUAUAGUAGCUGUUUAUUUAACUAUGUAACACUUGUAUCUUAUAACACCAUAUCAGCCACCACAGCACCUAAAAUACCCUAACAACCACCCUAGUAACCACCUGGUAUAUUAAGGCAGCCACCAAGUAACACCCUAGUAACACUAACCCUAACAACCACAUGAAACACCAUAGCAAUGCUCUAGAAAUGCCUGUGCGACCACUAGAAACUCUCCAGGAGCCAUCUAGAAACAUCACUGCAGCCUGGGAUACCAUAAAAAUAUAUAUAUUGUAUAUACACAUGUAUAUUAAGGAGAAAUUCUGAUGCUGAUUUCUUGGUAAAACCUUGGUUAAACUGUUUUUACUGUGAUCACCGUUUUAUAUGAGGUCCGACCGGUUUAACCAGUCUAAAAUAAGAAAUUUCAGACUGAACACUUUCGUUCACUCAGACAGACUGUUCUUUAUCUCACACUGAUCUUACCCUGCCUUUGACUUAGUUCAAUACAGAAAUGUACAUCAUCAAUACAUAAUUAACAAUUAAUUAACAAUGAAAAAAUAAUAAAGAAAUAAUUAAUUUAAAAUAUGAAUAGUAGUGUGUAUAAUGACUUACGAAUGCACAACGUGUUACGAAUGUAUAUUACAUAAUUAAUUUUUUUUUUCUAAUUAAAUGGCGCAGCAGCAAUAAUACACAGAAUAUAUGCAUUGAGUUAAAUAUAAACUGUUGUUGAUGUUUUAAUCAGAUUUAAUCAGUGAUGACGUUUGUUUUCUAGUAUUUUGGUCUCUCUCCAUUAAAAGAUGGUCUUGCCUAUAAGGACUUUAGUUAUAUACCUCUAAAAUCAUUCAGCUCUGUUAUUAGACAUUAUUUAAAAAUAAAAACAUAUCAGACUGCCUUUAUUGAGUUUCAUACAGCAUGUUAUCUGUGUUAUCUGUAAAACUGUUUACAUAAGUUUAAAUUUAAUUUCACUGUAAUUUAAAUUCAGAAACGUUUCCUGAUUAAAGCCUAGCUUCCAGCAGAGCAGAUUAUGAAGUGGUUUACCUGAGUCAGGUGUUUCAGUGCAGGGAAAACAUGAAAUUAGAUGCCAGAAUAAACGCUACAUCAGAUUCUUGUAUCGAGACUGAUGGAGGCAUCAGGGUUCACAUGACGUUUGUCUCUAAGCUGGAAUUUAAUGUGGUUUUGUAACUUUAAGCUUUGUGUGGAAUCAUCAGACUGGUUCCUACAGGCAAUGAUUUGUUGCCAGGUAUUCAAUGCUCUCAUUUUAAGUCAGGCAGUGGAGGAAUUAUGAAAGAAAGGAAAACAAUAUGAAUAACUAGACAACAAAAACUCUGAUUUUAACUGUUGAUAAAAGUUGAGCCGUUGUCUAACAGACAAACACGUUUCAAAAACUGCAUUGCUGCAUUAACUGCACUACCUUAUCCACUGCUUUGUGUGUUUAUAUUGUGUGUAAUAUACGUGACAUGCCAAAAAAAAAUAGAAAUAAGAAGUGUACAGAAGCGUCACAGUGUAGACUAUAGAGUUAGUUUAGAGCAGUGUCCUCUGUUUCCUCUGUUGUACAGGAUAUGUUCAUCAGCCACAGAAACCGCAAUUUAACAGCUCCCCAGAUAAGAGAACCUAAAUACUUCACAUUCUUUUUCUACCAAACUUAGGCAGACAAGUUUUGUGUGUGUGUGUGUGUGUGUGUGUUGAAGACGCUCACUGGGUCUAUUUACCAGUUUCACACCUGCAGAAUACCCAGAUACCUGUGAACACACACUAACACACUCUCACACACUAUUGUCUCCCAUCUGCUGGCUGCUGUUUAAUAUUGAAUGUUCUGUAAACACUGUAGUACUGUGUGACUGUAGUACUUUAUGACUAUGAAAUCUGAGACUGUGUUUAACACUGUUGCUAAAGAGCUUCAGCACAAACUAUAAACAGGGCUUUUUUAGGCCUAGACUUGGAUUAAACAAUUCUAGUGAAAGGAAAAUAUUGGAUCAGGAAACCAUAAACAAUAUCUUUUAACUUAAAUAGAGUAAAAUAUGUUUGCAGAGAACAGUUGUGUAUUUAUGAUUUCUUUUAUUUGAAUCAUUGAAAUUUGGAUUAUUAGCUUAUUAGUAUUAUGUUCCCAAAAUGCUCAUUGGGGUUAAUUAUACAUAUGUGAACUAAAGGAACCUGGUUUUACUUUCUUGUAUUUUGUUUUUUUUUUUGUUUUUCCAAUCAUGUGCUCUGAGAAACAGUGACAGCAGUUUCUGUCUUUGUUUGAACAAUUCCAGUAAUGCCAGUUUCUUCUUCUGAUGCAAAUAAACCAGUCGGGGCACAUAGCACUGUGUUCUCGAGGUGUAAAACAUCCUCAUCUGACGUUCUGACACCCAUUCAGGACAGAGACGGUACGAGAGCACUAUAGAGAGAGAGAGAGAACGUCUCGUGAGAAAGUCUCGUCCUCCAGUUCUUCUCCUUUCUCCUGUUGGAAGCGCCCGUCGCCAUGUCGUACACGGCCGGCUCCUACGUGGACAAGUCCUACGGGGGCCAAUCGUACUUAGGGAAGUCCCUCCCGGGCAGCGCCUACACGGGGUACGAUGACCAGACGGCCAAGACUCUGUACGAGGAGCAGCUCCAGAUGGAGAAGAAGAAGAGGAGGGAGGGCAUGCACUGCGAGGUGGUGGCCCUGGUCAUCGCCUUCGUGGGCUUAGUCGGCGUCGCUGCGGUGACGGGCCUUCCCAUGUGGAAGGUGACGGCCUUCAUCCAGGAGAACAUCAUAGUCAUGGAGACUCGCUGGGAGGGUCUGUGGAUGAACUGCUUUCGACAAGCCAACAUCCGGAUGCAGUGCAAAGUGUACGACUCCCUGCUGUACCUUCCGGCAGAGCUCCAGGCCGCCCGGGGCCUCAUGUGCAGUGCUGUGGCCCUGGCCGCCAUUGGCUUCAUCGUCGCAUCUGUGGGCAUGCGAUGCACUCGGCUGGUCGACUCUCGGCCGCGUGUCAAACAUGUCGUUCUGGUGACCGGAGGAUGCCUCUUCCUGGCUGCCUGCCUGGCCACCAUCAUCCCUGUCUCCUGGACGGCUCACGUCAUCAUCCAGGACUUCUACAACCCUCUGCUGCUGGACGCCCAGCGCAGGGAGCUGGGCGAGGCGCUCUACAUCGGCUGGGUGACAAGCGCCCUGCUCUUCAUCGCCGGAGUCAUCCUGCUGUGUCGACAUGCUCCCCGAACCCAGGACAAGGAGGACAUCUCGGUACUGUACCGGCCCGGCUCUGCUCCCUACACCUACAAACCUGGAUACACCUACCAACCCGCCUAUACCUACCAGCCGGGAUACAGCUACCAGCCAGCAUACACCGGCCCACCGCCACCAGGCUCAGUGGCCUACAGCCGGCCAGCCUACUGAAGCUGAAUAAGGACGGGUUCAGGUUUAGGUUCUUGGACCUAAAGAACUACAUGUAGAAAAAAAAAAACUUUGCAUCUUGGAUAUGCAUCUUCUGUGAGAUCCAGCUCACUUACUCACUUUUCACUAUUCUUCAUGCCUAGUAGUUCUGAAAGCUGAUUGAUUAAUUUACAAGUACCAGGUACCAACAGAUUAGAUAUUCCUAGGCUGAAUCUCAAACAGCUACUCCCUACUCGAAAAUGCACCAGAGCCUAGUAAAGUGAUCACUGACUGAUUUGACACAACUAUUUUUAGCAUUUGUAGGCCACCCCAAACUGAUUUAUGGUAUUAAAACAUUUAUUAUUAUAUUUACCCAAAAUAGGAUAGUGUAUUGUAGAUGAUCCUUUGUUUUAAGGUGAGAUGACGUAUAUACAUGAUAAAAUUGAUACUAAGCAGCAUUUAUUACAAACCUGUAAAAAGUUUUAUGGUUGUAAAACUGUAGGUUUAUUUAAAUUCUCAUAACUAACACCUAUAUACCUUCUUUAGAGUAAAGUCUUUUUUAAUUCUAUAAAUGAAUUUAAAUCCCCACCAAGACAUCAAAAAAUACCAGAGAGACCACAUACACUGUAAAAUAUUAAACUUACUUAUAUUAAACUAUCUUUGAAUUAGUUUUUUUUUUAUUGUUAAAGUUGAUUUAGAAAAGUGUCAGUAUAUACCGUAUAUUUUAAUAUUAAUUAACAAGAAUAAAUCUUGAAGAAAUUUGAUACCAAGCUCUCUUGCCCAAGAUAGACUUUUUACAUUGUAAACACUGCUGUGUUCACCUUGUAUAUAUUUAUUUAACGUUAUGUAACAUGUUCUCACUAAAACAAAGGUUGUCAAAGCAGUUAAUCAUGGACGGUGCAAUGCAUUACAUAGGAAUUACUCAGCCUUUUGAGAUUCAGCCCUAACUCCAUUAUUCAGACAAAACCUGCUCUUCAUUCCAUUGAAGUUAUGAAGAGUGUUAAAGAUCAGCAUACCAAAUGCAUUAACUCAUACAGCAGUUACCGUCAGAGAAUCUUUCCUUCUUAACAAGUCAGUGUUAAUCAAUCAUUUUAAAUGAAAAUAUCAAACUUGAUCUUAUAACACUAUUGUUAAAUUUGUUUUUGGUGAGAGAAUUACAUGGAACGUUUUGAAAGGAUAAAAUGUAAGAACUGUAAGAAUUUAUUUAUUUAUUUAUAUAUAUAUAUAUAUAUAUAUAUAUAUAUAUAUAUAUAUAUAUAUACACAAGAUUAUACAAUGACUGACUACUGAGCUCCUGAAGCUGGUCAAUCGCUUCCCCUAAGGACAUUUUUCCAAAUCGUAAAGUACUCUUAUUGUUCAAAUUUGUCAACUUUGUUUUUAAGCACUGUUAAAAUGAUAAAUCUAUGAUUUUAUAUGAAAAAAAUAAAAAUGAAAAAUAAAUAAAUAUAAACGUGUACAGACAAA